Molecule: messenger RNA, 321 nt
Organism: Chelonoidis abingdonii (Abingdon island giant tortoise)
Lineage: Eukaryota; Metazoa; Chordata; Testudines; Testudinidae
Source: RefSeq, a predicted model, not a curated record
AGUGGGCGCAUGUGCGACCCUGUGACUAAUUUUUGUUUUUACUGCUGCCUUGUGCGAGUCCGCAUUACCACGAGCUUGCCCCUGAACCCCAAGCCCUUCCUGAACGGGCUGAUGGGGAAGCCAGUGAUGGUGAAGCUGAAGUGGGAGAUGGAGUACAAGGGCUACCUGGUGUUUGUUGAUGGCUACAUGAACAUGCAGCUUGGAAACACAGAAGAAUACAUAGAUGGUGCAUUAUCAGGGCACCAUGGUGAAGUUUUGAUAAGAUGUAACAAUGUCCUGCACAUCAGAGGAGUAGAAGAAGAUGGAGAAAUGAGAGAAUAA